Messenger RNA from Pseudocercospora fijiensis CIRAD86, 465 nucleotides. RefSeq lists its product as uncharacterized. The annotation marks the transcript as partial. Lineage: Eukaryota; Fungi; Ascomycota; Dothideomycetes; Mycosphaerellales; Mycosphaerellaceae. The record is from RefSeq and is a predicted model, not a curated record. The transcript has a single exon.
GACCCGCUGAUCGUGGGCAUCAUGCUGGCGAGCAAGGAGAUCUACAAGGAAGCACGUAGUGUGCUCUACGGCGAGAACUUCUUUACUUUAAAUCUCGCCACCGCCAUGCCUACCCUAGCAUGCCUCCAUCAGCGGUCGCGGCGACAGAUCAAGCACGUCGAGCUGGAAAUUCCAACCUAUAACGACAUCUUGGAGCGCUUCCAGGAGACAGUGCGCCUGAGCCUGCGAUAUUGUUCCGGCCUGAAGAAAUUCGUCAUGCACAUGCCCUUUACUCUUCCAGGAGCUGAUGGCAGCGGCACGACUGGCAAUACCACGGUUUAUGCAAACGGCUUCGACAUCCUGCGUUGGUUGCCUCAAGAGUGCAAUGUCAUUCUCAAAGGUCACAUCUGCACCGAAAUUGAGACUGUUGUCAACAAGCAUCUGCAUCUAGCAAAGACGCUGGACAAGGUACGUCAUAGAGUAUAU